Messenger RNA from Mytilinidion resinicola, 2133 nucleotides. RefSeq names its product DNA/RNA polymerase. NCBI's taxonomy places the organism in Eukaryota, Fungi, Ascomycota, Dothideomycetes, Mytilinidiales, Mytilinidiaceae. Gene Ontology annotation, molecular function: damaged DNA binding; DNA-directed DNA polymerase activity. The transcript has 6 exons. Gene Ontology annotation, biological process: translesion synthesis. The record is from RefSeq and is a predicted model, not a curated record. Bases 227 to 2038 code for a protein of 603 amino acids.
CCUCCCCGGCGCCGUCACCAUUCACUCCCAGCGGAAGGGCCGGUAUCGACCAGUGACGCAUCGCAGCGCUCAAGAAGCCGCCGACCUCGACCACUCCCACAACUAGCACUGCGAUCACUCCAACCCAACAGCCGCGCCGCUGCCGGCUCCAACACCAACUCCUUCAUCGCGCCCCGUCGGCGCCUCUUGCACCGCUCCGUCUCUCGCGUCGUCCUCAUGCCCGAAUAUGCAGUCCGGUCGACGCAGCAACGCCCGUAAGAGGCCCUGCGAGCAAAUCAUCAUCCACUUCGAUUACGAUUGCUUCUACGCUUCUGUUUUUGAGGCUGAGACGCCAGCCCUGCGGUCCCUGCCGCUGGCUGUGCAGCAGAAACAGAUUAUCGCCACGUGCAACUACGAGGCCCGCCGUAGAGGCCUCCGCAAGCUGCAGCCCAUCAAAGAAGCGAGGAAAAUAUGUCCCGAUGUCGUAAUCGUGCUUGGGGAAGAUCUCACCCGCUUUCGAAAUGCCUCCAAAGACCUAUAUUCCUUCCUGCGAGCAUUUUCGUGGAACGCCAAGGUCGAGAGACUCGGGUUCGAUGAGGUAUUCAUGGAUGUUUCAGAUAUUGUCGACUACAAUCUCACCCUGCUGAACCCGAAUGACCUAGCCAACUCGUUCUUUUGCCUAUCCAAAGCCGACCCAACCCAAGGCUUUGCUGUUGAUGCAUCGCAGGUGGCGGGUCACACUUACCCUGGCGAAUUGCAGGAUAAGCUUCCUCUAGACGCUGGGCAACUCCAUGCACUCCGGCUGCGGUUGCACCUUGGCUCCCAUUUGGCGAUGCACCUACGCCACCAACUAGAACAAGUCAAGGAUUAUACCUGCACCGUUGGCAUCUCAACCUCUAAGCUACUUGCUAAACUAGUUGGGAAUUUGAAUAAACCCAAAGGGCAGACCACUCUGAUGCCUCCGUAUAACUCGGACGUUGGAGAAUCGGACAAUGUCACCACAUUCGUUGACAGCCACGAAGUUGGCAAAAUCCCGGGCAUCGGCUUCAAGCUGGCCCAGAAAAUUCGUGAGCACGUCUUGCGUAGACCUGCCGAAUUUGACAAUGGCUUUGUGUAUGGUGGCACGAAAGAACAAGUCCUCGUUCGCGACGUGCGAACACAUCCAGGCAUGAAUGCUGAAGUGUUAGAAAAGGUAUUAGGCGGUCCGGGCACUCCGCACGGCAUCGGAGGCAAAAUCUGGGGGCUCGUAAAUGGAGUAGACGAGACCGAGGUAGGCCAAGCACGCGAGGUGCCUAAGCAAAUAAGCAUAGAGGACAGCUAUAUGCGACUAGACACCAUGGAGGAGGUGUUGCGAGAGCUACACACACUAACCAGAAGCUUAAUCACUCGCAUGCGCAUAGAUCUCCUGGAAGACGACGACGAGCUCAACACAGACUCGGUCGCCGCAACCGGUGGAAAGAGAUGGAUAGCCCAUCCAAAGACCCUCCGCCUGUCGAGCAGACCGCGUCCACCGCUCAACGCAGAUGGAACUCGUACUAGAACCUUCAAUCGUAUCUCACGCUCCGCGCCCUCUCCCAACUUUAUCUUCAACCUGACUGAAACGGUCGAUAAUCUUGCAGAGAAGCUGGUCGCCGAGGUCCUGCUCCCGCUGUUCCGAAAACUACAUCCCGAGAAGAGCGGCUGGAACUUGAGCUUGAUGAACAUUGCUAUCACCAAUAUGGAGGACACAGCAAGUGACACCAGAGCUGGGACAGGGCGGAACAUUGCGAGGAUGUUCAAGCAGCAGGACGAUGUGCUGAAGCAAUGGAGAGUAGAGGAUCGAGACCGUUCGCCUAGCCCGGCCGCUGAUGCCACGAUGGGAGAGCAGCCAGAUCAAGAAGACCAUCUAGGCAACAAAGAACAGCCGGAUGAAGGUGUCCAACUCAAAUCAACUCCUCCGAUCACGCACCAAGGCUCCGAAGAUAUCAUACCACGCUCCCAAGACAGUCGCGCAGAAGAGAUCGGACAAGGCUGGGACAGUGACGAAGAAAUGUGUGCAUUCACCAUCUUGCUGGUUUAGACAGCCAGCAAGCAAGCCCAAAAUCCCAACUUGGUCCCGUGCCGCAUUCCAAGGCCAGUCAUGUGGAGUAGAAGGCCACAGUACACUAAAACCAU